This is a messenger RNA of Cladophialophora yegresii CBS 114405, 1752 nucleotides long. Its product is annotated as heat shock protein 60. Gene Ontology annotation, cellular component: mitochondrial matrix; mitochondrial inner membrane. Gene Ontology annotation, molecular function: ATP-dependent protein folding chaperone; protein-folding chaperone binding; ATP binding. The record is from RefSeq and is a predicted model, not a curated record. The transcript is spliced from 2 exons. NCBI's taxonomy places the organism in Eukaryota, Fungi, Ascomycota, Eurotiomycetes, Chaetothyriales, Herpotrichiellaceae. Bases 1 to 1752 code for a protein of 583 amino acids. Gene Ontology annotation, biological process: protein import into mitochondrial intermembrane space; mitochondrial unfolded protein response; protein refolding.
AUGCAGCGCGCUCUUUCCUCCGCAGUCCGCUCUUCUCUGUCGUCCUCAUCAUCCCCAUACUCCCGAACAGCUGGCCGAAGUUUACAACAGCUGCGGUUUGCUCACAAGGAGCUUAAGUUUGGCGUCGAGGGACGAGCACAGCUGCUCAAGGGCGUGGAGACGCUGUCAAAAGCUGUUGCAACCACACUUGGUCCCAAGGGUCGGAAUGUCCUGAUUGAAUCAAGCUACGGCUCUCCCAAGAUCACAAAAGAUGGUGUCACUGUCGCUAAAGCUGUGACACUCCAAGACAAGUUUGAGAACCUGGGUGCCCGACUCAUCCAGGAUGUCGCUUCCAAGACCAACGAAGUCGCCGGCGACGGCACAACAACCGCAACUGUCCUCGCCAGCGCCAUCUUCUCCGAGACGGUCAAGAACGUUGCUGCCGGGUGCAAUCCCAUGGACUUGAGAAGAGGAACACAAGCAGCCGUCGAAGCAGUCGUCGACUUCCUGCAGAAGAACAAGAAGGACAUCACCACCAGUGCCGAGAUUGCCCAAGUUGCGACGAUUUCUGCCAAUGGCGACACUCACGUCGGCAACUUGAUCUCGAAUGCCAUGGAGAAGGUGGGCAAGGAGGGCGUCAUCACUGUCAAGGAAGGAAAGACCAUCGAGGACGAGCUUGAGGUCACCGAGGGUAUGCGCUUCGACCGCGGCUUCACCUCGCCCUACUUCAUCACCGAUACCAAGUCCCAGAAGAUUGAAUUCGAGAAACCUUUGAUCUUGCUAUCCGAGAAGAAGAUCUCCGCCGUCCAAGACAUCAUUCCCGCGCUCGAGGCGUCUACUCAGAUGCGCCGACCCCUGGUCAUCAUCGCCGAGGACAUCGAUGGAGAGGCUUUGGCUGUCUGCAUCUUGAACAAACUGCGUGGUCAACUCCAAGUGGCCGCAGUCAAGGCUCCAGGCUUCGGUGACAACCGCAAGAGUAUCCUGGGUGACAUUGGAAUCCUGACAAAUGCCACCGUCUUUACGGACGAGUUGGACAUCAAGCUGGAGAAGGCUACACCUGACAUGCUCGGCUCGACCGGCAGCAUCACCAUCACCAAGGAAGACACCAUCAUCCUGAACGGCGAGGGUAGCAAGGAUGCGAUUGCGCAAAGAUGUGAACAGAUCCGCGGCGUCAUGGCCGACCCAAGCACCUCCGAAUACGAGAAGGAGAAGCUACAAGAGCGUCUUGCCAAGCUGUCCGGCGGUGUCGCCGUCAUCAAGGUCGGCGGUGCCUCUGAAGUCGAGGUGGGUGAGAAGAAGGACCGUGUUGUCGACGCGCUGAACGCCACCCGCGCCGCCGUGGAAGAGGGUAUCCUGCCUGGCGGUGGUACUGCCCUCAUCAAGGCCGCUGCCAAUUCUCUGGGCACCGUUAAACCCGCCAACUUCGAUCAACAGCUUGGUGUCAGCAUUAUCAAGAAUGCCAUCCAACGACCUGCUCGUAAGAUCGUCGAAAAUGCUGGCCUUGAGGGCAGUGUUGUCGUGGGCAAGCUUAUGGACGAGUAUGCCCAGGACUUCAACAAGGGCUUCGACUCGGCCACGGGCGAAUUCGUCGAUAUGCUCAGCAAGGGUAUCGUCGAUCCUCUGAAGGUCGUCCGCACUGCGCUCGUGGAUGCCUCCGGCGUUGCAUCACUACUGGGUACGACGGAAGUCGCUAUCGUUGAUGCGCCGGAGGAGAAGCCUGCUAUGCCAAUGGGCGGCGGUAUGGGAGGAAUGGGUGGUAUGGGCGGAUUCUAG